UCUGACGCAGCAGUUCCGCAUUCCUGAGCCGAGCUUAGUACUUAAACGGGCUGAUGCAACGACCUCACUUAGUUCCAAAACCCUACAUCCGACUCCUGACUCCCACACCGUCCUUUUUAAUACUGCGGAUUUUUUCAGACGUACAACAGCGGCGGUGGUGGCCGGGUUGGACAUGAUGCCGGGACAGAUACCUGACCCUUCGCUGGCGGCUGGCUCCCUGCCCAGUCUGGGCCCGCUGGCGGGCAUCUCGGCCACCACGCUCACUGAUCAACUCAAGCUGGCUGACUUCCGCCAGCUGGGCACCAUGCUGUCUCCGCUGCACUUCCUGGGCAGGCUGGGGAAGAGGCCGCUGGCCAUCAAGACAGAGAUGGAUGAAGAUGAAGAAAGGAGGAAACGGAGACGAGAGAAAAACAAGGUAGCUGCAGCACGAUGCCGAAACAAAAAGAAGGAACGGACUGACUUCCUUCAAAGGGAAUCGGAGCGUCUGGAAAUGGUGAACUCCGAGCUGAAGGCCCAGAUCGAGGAGCUCCGUCUGGAGAGGCAGCAGCUGAUGGUGAUGCUCAAUCUUCACCGGCCUACCUGCAUCGUGAGGACCGACAGCGUGAAAACACCCGAGAGCGAGGCCAACCCACUGUUGGAGCAGCUGUCCUCUGAAACCAAGUGAAACCAGGAAACCAGGGACGUUCCUGAAGCCCAGACUAGCACCACCGUGGCUGCCAAUUACAUAUAAACAUAACUGGCAAUACAUUUUUAAACAAACACUUGAGCUCCGAGCUGGAGACUUUUGGAGACUUUGCCCAAAGAUCUGAGGUUGUGGGGCUUCCUCAGUACUGCUACAUGAGCUGGCUCUGUCCAUUGGAAGACUGGAAAUGCCCAGAUUCAUCUCCACGUUAAGUGUUGUUGUUGAUACCCACUGUGCCUCGUUGUUACUUCAACCAUCUCUACAAAAAGGGACCAAUGGAAACAGUAGAGUAUGUCUGGAAACAGCGCUGAGGAAACACACUAAAAUCAUUAUGGUGCUCUGUUACAAAAGCCCUGCGUAGAUUGUGUGGCAUUGUUUCAGUGCAGUGUUCUGCAGUUUUCCUAAUGUAUGCUAGCUGAAAUAUAAAGGUGUAGAGUUGUUAGGAUACAAUACUCAUUACAGAUACACCAAAAGGAGUAGAUUUUUUUUUUUUCUUCAAUGUUUAUUUCUAUACCCUGCCUCGUCAAUGGCAGUUACCGGUUGAUCCGAUUUGUGGUGACGCUGGCGUCAUGAAAAGCACAUAUACACAAAUGUUUACACCCUUAUUUUUUUGGACUUGUUGUCUGUCCAUUAUUGUACUUGUUUUAUACUGCUUUCUAUACAUAAACAUAUAUGAAAUGCUUGUUAAUCACUUGACGUGAUUUGUCUCUUCAGUCCUUGCAGUCUGUCAUGUUGCGCUGUCAAACAGCUGUGAAAACGAGCAGAAGCUCGUCAGCUGAGCAGUAUUUCAGUGUCUGUUCUGCGGCUCUCUUUAUGUAUGAACUGAUAUCCUGACUGGAUUAAAUUUUAUUUUCUAACUACAAAAAAA
Messenger RNA from Archocentrus centrarchus (flier cichlid), 1550 nucleotides. Its product is annotated as jun dimerization protein 2-like. Gene Ontology annotation, biological process: regulation of transcription by RNA polymerase II. NCBI's taxonomy places the organism in Eukaryota, Metazoa, Chordata, Actinopteri, Cichliformes, Cichlidae. Gene Ontology annotation, cellular component: nucleus. The transcript has 4 exons. Gene Ontology annotation, molecular function: RNA polymerase II cis-regulatory region sequence-specific DNA binding; DNA-binding transcription factor activity, RNA polymerase II-specific. Bases 173 to 664 code for a protein of 163 amino acids. The record is from RefSeq and is a predicted model, not a curated record.